AUGGCUCCCCUUUCAAUAAUCGAGUCAUUACGCCAGCAGAUUGCAUCAUGUGAAGCGCAGCUCCAAGAUCUCCGUCAGCAGCUGGCCGAGGCCCAGGACCAAUACCAGCAACGCGAACAGGACAGGUGGCGGCAAGUCACCACAAACGAUCCGCUCACACAUGACAUGACGUACGGUAUCCAUGAUGACUUCCGCUCUGAAGUAUUUGCAGCCCUCUCCCAGGUCGAAGAAGAGCACCCGGUAUCCAGAAGAUGGCCUCUCGAUAGGUCAGAAUACAAAAGAUAUGGCCGUCAGCUGAUCAUGCCUGAAAUAGGCCUGCAAGGUCAACUUUGUCUGAAGAAUGCUUCAGUUUUGAUCAUAGGAGUGGGUGGGCUAGGAUGCCCAGCCGCUGCAUACCUUGUUGGAGCAGGUGUUGGAACAGUGGGAUUAGUUGAUGGAGAUAUUGUGGAAGAAUCUAAUCUACAUCGACAAAUCCUGCACUCUACCGUGAAAGUUGGUAUGAGUAAGGUUGAUAGUGCGAGAGUAUCGUUAAGCUCACUUAAUCCCAACGUCAAAAUUGUUCCCCACCCUUCCCGUCUUACUCCCGAGUCGGCUAUUUCUGUCAUCCAACCCUACAACCUGGUCCUUGACUGCACAGAUACCCCAGCUUCUCGCUACCUGAUCUCUGACACCUGCGUUCUCCUGGGAAAACCGCUUGUUUCAGCGUCAGCACUCCGCACCGAUGGCCAACUCAUAGUUCUAAAUAAUCCUGCGCUUCCUCCAGGAGACACCCGUGGCGGACCUUGUUAUCGAUGCGUCUUCCCGAAACCCCCACCUCCUGAGUCCGUUAUUUCUUGUGGCGAUGGGGGGAUUCUGGGACCAGUGGUUGGCGUUAUGGGAAUCCUGCAGGCACUGGAGGCUAUCAAAGUUCUGACGCAGAAUGCGCAACGGCCCUUGGCAUCAGCAUCAUCAACCCCAGGAAACAUGACCUCAGAACCUCUUCCCCGAGAUCCACCAACCCUGCUCAUAUUCUCCGCUUACGCAAAUCCUAUGUUUCGUUCCAUUCGCCUGCGGUCUCGGAAACCGAAGUGCGCGACUUGCUCGGCGCAGGCAAGCGUUACGCCAGAAGCACUUAAUUCGGGAAGCUUGGAUUAUGUGCAGUUUUGUGGGAGCGUCAAUCCCGUGGAUGCACUGACGCCGAACGAGCGCAUUUCCGUCGAAAACUACGCGAAAAUCCGGAUAGAGGUGAAUCCAUUUACAGGCAUGACUCCGAGUAAAGAUAGUCAUAUCCUAGUGGAUGUCCGCGAGAAAGUGCAAUUCGAUCUUUGCAGCCUCGAGGGUAGUGUCAACAUUCCUUUCUCUACUGUCUCUGGCACAUCUUCAAAUGCGACGAACGGCACAGAUCCCGGUAAUGAAGAACGAGGUUGGGUUUCGGCAUUGAGGAAACCUUCGGAUAAGCCUAUCUUCGUGGUCUGCAGGCUCGGGAACGACUCGCAACUAUCUGUUAGGAAGAUGAAAGAACUGGGGCUUGAUUAUGGGGGACAGCGCUGGAUAGGUGAUAUUAAAGGUGGGCUGAGGGCUUGGAGGGAGAAUGUCGAGCCGGAUUUCCCCGACUAUUGAUGCACGCAUUUGAUGCGCUGUCAUUCGCAUCACGAAGCUAUUUCGAUGUAUUGCUAAAGCACUGCUCCCUUCAUAU
This is a messenger RNA of Lindgomyces ingoldianus, 1675 nucleotides long. RefSeq lists its product as uncharacterized. Gene Ontology annotation, biological process: tRNA wobble position uridine thiolation; protein urmylation. Gene Ontology annotation, cellular component: cytosol; cytoplasm. The transcript is spliced from 3 exons. Gene Ontology annotation, molecular function: URM1 activating enzyme activity; adenylyltransferase activity; thiosulfate-cyanide sulfurtransferase activity. Lineage: Eukaryota; Fungi; Ascomycota; Dothideomycetes; Pleosporales; Lindgomycetaceae. The record is from RefSeq and is a predicted model, not a curated record. Bases 1 to 1599 code for a protein of 532 amino acids.